AUGUCUUUCCGGGUGCUUGCUCUCGCUGCCCUGGCGCCGCGCGCGCUGGGGGCUAACCUUGUUGCAUCGCACUUUUCAGGCACCCUUUUUAGUCUGUCGUUUGAUAAUAAUACUGACACGCUGUCGGUAACUUCAGAAGCUACUGGCUGCGGGCGCAUGCCUGCAUGGCUCGACUUUCGGUCGGAUACAAGGCAUUUGUACUGUUUCGAUGAGUCCUGGUUCGGCAGCGGCAUUCUUGCAGAGUUUUCGGUCGACAGCUAUGGAAAGCUUUCAUUGACCGGGCAGGCCCGCACGGCCGGGCAGUCUGUUCAUGGCACGCUCUCUCCCUCGACCAUAACCACCUACAAGCUCCCAGUCAGCGGUGCUCGAGUCCAGCAACAAGAAAAGUUCAUCUCCAGCCGCGGCCCCCACCCCCGUCAAGAUGCGCCUCACCCGCACGAAGUGCAUGUUGAUCCUUCCGGGAAGUUCGUGCUAGUCCCCGACCUCGGCGCUGACCUGAUUCGCAUCUUCAAGGCCGAGCCGGACGGCCGACUGUCCCUGUGCUCCGAGGCAAAGGCCGACCCCGGCGACGGACCACGUCACGUCAAGUUCUGGGAGUCAGCCAGCGGCAAGCGCAAGCUUUUCUCGCUGAACGAGUUGUCGAAUACCGUGUCUGCGUGGGAUAUUGACGGGAUUUCGUGCCUUAGGCUGACGAAAACGCAAACCUUGUCGACGUAUCCGCCUGGCAAGCAGGGCGGGCCGUUGACUAAGGCGGCAGAGUUGCAUGCUGUGGGCAACUUUUUGUAUGCGUCGAACAGGGCGGAUGAGUCGUUUGGCCCGGAGCAAGACUCCAUUGCGGUGUACAGGAUUGAUCUGGAGACUGGUGAGCUGGAGUUUGUGGAGUUGGCUAACUCGUAUUCGUUUUAUCCGAGGACCUUCCAGGUUAAUGCCGAUGGGACGCUGGUUGCGGUUGGUGGGCAGACGUCGUCGAAUGUGGCCAUCAUUGCGCGCGAUCCGGAGACGGGGAAGCUUGGUGAUCUGUUGGCCAGCGUGCAAGUUGGGCAGAGGGGGCGUCCGAAUAAUGAAGAUGGCCUGAGUGCGGUGGUGUGGGUGGAUUAG
Thermochaetoides thermophila DSM 1495 is the source of this 1098-nucleotide messenger RNA. RefSeq lists its product as uncharacterized. Gene Ontology annotation, molecular function: 6-phosphogluconolactonase activity; protein binding. NCBI's taxonomy places the organism in Eukaryota, Fungi, Ascomycota, Sordariomycetes, Sordariales, Chaetomiaceae. The coding region runs from base 1 to 1098 and encodes 365 amino acids. The record is from RefSeq and is a predicted model, not a curated record. The transcript has 2 exons.